UGAAAUGCCCGAUAAUUUGAAUGCCAUUCUCGUCAAAUGUCCCAAAAACGCCUUAAACAAAUCAUGCGAGACGCAGUUAAUUGUUAAUAUUCAUAUGAACCCAAGCUUCGAUUUGGACAACACGGAAAAGUUUUGGGUGGUCGAUCAAGUGUACGAUCCAUCAAAAGGAACGAUUUCAAAAAUAAUAUCGCCCUAUUUAAUAGUGCUUAGCAGGGGCGAGCCCGUUGUAAUGUACCCUCUACAGUUCUUGAAAUCAAUAAAUCAUAAUAUAGUUAGCAAGAGGCCCUUGAAAAAAGGCAGUGAGGUUUCGGAUCUUGGUGGUUCUGGAUCGUGUACGACUAAUGAGGACCACCUUGAAACAAAUAUAAAAGGGCAUGAGAUUGGAAAUGCAUCAAGAUUGAAAAGAAAUAAGUUUACAGACUAUACCAAAGGAAGAUCAAUUUUAUCAAACUUUUUCGGUAAGGAAAAGCAAAGUAAACCUCCACCAUUUUGGCAAAGCGGUAACAAAAUAAAUGAUCAAUAUCAAAAUGACAUUUCGAGCCUCGGGCUUGUUCAAGUAAUGGAUACAACUGUUAAAAAAGACCAUCUAGAAGCUCCGACGGAGCUCUUUCAUAUAAACAAAGAUAUACUAAAUUACAAUUUUAAUGGACAGGGCAACACAUUUAAGUCGCGGCACAACUAUGAUAUCAAACCGAAAUUCGAUGAACGACCGAGAAAUAAUAAAAUUGAAAGCAAGCCAAAAGAGUAUUUAGAAAAUAUCAACACUUUGGACGAUAGUGAUAUACGAUUUUUAAAUGAGGAAUUAAAAAAUAUAGAGCAACAACAUAUUGAAGGCAAGCUUCAUAAAAAGUAUACACAAUUCGAAAAUCCAGAGGAUGAAACAGUUCCAGAUAUUCUUUUAUAUGAUCAAAUAGCGCAUGAAACAAGAAGGAAACUGAAUCAUGAAAAAUUUCAAAACGAUUAUAUAUUACCUAGAAAAAGUUCGACAGACAUGAAUGAUUUUUCAUACAGAGAAGAUUAUAAAAAUAAUAAAUUUAAUUCACCUAGUAAUAGUCUUUCCGAUGGAAAUGAUCUUUCACAUGAAGGUAAUAACAAUAAUAUUUCACCCAAAAAUAAAUAUGAAACAAACAAUUUUAAAACCCCUGUUAAAAGUCAACCAAAUAUAAAUGAUUUUCCGUUAGAGACUGAAAAUGAAAAAUAUUCUUUGAAGUCCGUUAGUUCAGGUCUUUCCAAUGAAAAGAAAUUUUCGGAAAGUAAGAAACAGAAUUUUAAUUUUAAACCCAUUCCGGAUGUAAACGAAUAUCCAAAUGAAAGGGAAUAUAAUAACAAAUAUUUUAAAGGGUCAUCUCAAGAACUAUCUAUUGACCAUGAUAUGCCACAGGACGCUAGAAAGGAACUCUAUAACUUAAGGACACCAGCCGAUGGUGCAUCCAAAGUAACUGAUUUCACACACGAAAUAAAAAAUGAGAACAAUUUUUUUAAGACGUCAGAUUACAGUCUUUACGAUAACAAUUACUUAAAUUUUAAACCAGAUAAGUCAUAUAAUUAUGACAAUAGUCCACCCAUCGCAAAUGAUUUCGGGAGUGACAAAGAAAAUCUAAAUUUUAAUGCACCUAUGAAGAGUCUGUACAGCAAUAAUGAAUUUUCGCAAGAUAAAAAUAACGAAUUUUCAAAUUUACCUGUAAACGAUAUAGAUGACUUUUCGUGGACCCAACAAAACAUUGGAGACGAUAGUUUGGAUUUUAUAAUAAACCACCACAUGAAGCAAAGAUUGCCAAGUGAUCGAAUGGAUUUGAAUUCAGAAUAUUUUAUGCCAGAUAGUCAAAAAUAUUCAAAUUUUGGCCCAAAGCCAUACAAAGCCAUAAACCCAUAUUUAACUUACCCGAAGAACAAUUUUUACAGAUCGUUGCCCAAUUCCCGAUCCAGAAGCUUUAAAAGAAUGAAGCGAAGUAAUCUUCAAGUUGAAGAUAUAGAAAAAAGUGACGGUUCUCAAUUGGAUCAGAAGUACGGUACCGACACAAAAGAUCUGAACUCUAUAAAAAUAUUUAACUUGAAAAACAUCGAUGAUAAUAGUGAAAUUCCAUGCGAUACGUGUGGGGGGAAAAAUAAAAAGAAGGAUGAAAAGCCUCGAUCAAGAUAUUGUAGUGUUUCAGACGAAUCUAAAAGUGCUGGAAGUAAAAUUGAGGAUAUUGACUCUAAACUUAAUGAUGCCGUUCCUUGCGAUACUUGUGGUGGUAAAAAUAAAAAGCCUGAUGGAAAACCUUUGCCUGGUGGUCUGCCACUUGAAAUCAAUUCUAUAAAAGCUGAAAAUGAAGAGCAAAGGCUUCCGGAUUAUAUGAUACCAUGUGAAAGUUGUAAGAAAAGCAAUAAAUGUACUGAAGGAAACCUGGGUUCUGCAUCCUGCGGAUGUAUAACUAAUCCAAGCGUAUGCAGUUGUGAGUCCUCUAAGUUAUCAAGGGCUUUAAACGAAAGUGCAAAGGACUUGACCUAUUCUGUAUUUAAUAUGAAAAAUCCAGUUCCGUUUUUAGCCACUACGAUACGUGUUUUUAGAAGGCGCCAUAACACUUGGUGGAGGGUUGUCCCAAUAGUUACGCUUGAUAGUGUAUCCGGAAUAUUCGCCAACAAAGAUCUUUCAGCAGUUCUUAGUUCACAUGUCGAUUUGAUUGGCUUGGAAAAAUCAAUAGGCUUUUCGAACCGAAAACUUAUAAUUCCAAAAUCGAAUGACAAUGGAUAUGCUAAGAAAAGGCAUGCCAAUACCUUAAAAGAAUUGCGGAGUAACAUUGGUAAUAGUGUUUUAGUUGAUACUUCAAGUAAGGACAUAUCAAUUCGGGAAAUAGAAAACUUUAUAAAUGUAAACAUGGAAAAGGCGGCAAAAAAAGGAGGUUUAUCGACGAGAAGCAUUGAUGGAUUGGGAUACUUUCCAGUUUCUAUGAACGCCCUAGAGAAUUGUCCGCAUAAAGACAAACAUCUUUGCCUAAAUAUUCGGGAAGAAAAAGUUCCAGAAUUUAGCAUAAAAGUCAAGAUUCCUUUUCGAGAAAAUGCUCUUGUUAUGCGAAAUAAGCAUUUAGUUAAAAUUUCAAGAAUUAUUACCGACGCAACGACAAAGGAUGCGCUUCAAGUUUCUAUUGAUGUUAUCAACAAAGGACUUGAAGCGCAGGAAUUUUCCGUAUAUGUCUGCAAUUGUGAAGUAUCAAGUAGUGCCUCAUUAGCAACUAGUGCCAGGAGAUUGUUACAACCGGACAUCGGUCAAACUGUCACCUUUUUAAUGCCCCUAAUAGUUAACCCGAGAAAAAAUAAGAAAUUUAGUUGUGAUGUGGUGGUCAAGGCCAACGUAUUUAAAGAUAACGAGGAAUCGGAUGAUGAGAUACAAAAACUAGAUGACCCAAAAGUUGGAGUUGUUGCAAAAAGAUCCAUGGACGUUAAAUGCCACGCAAGGUGCUUUUGUGUCUGGCGGUGUCGGUGCCAUUGCAUCGGAAAGUUGGAAACUUUCAUUAACUAUAAUGCUUGUGAAAGACUGGAUCCCAAAUCGGAAAAAGAGGCUGGCCUCAUUUACAAUUGUCCACCUGGUAGCGAAAAAAAUGAUGUGUGCAUCAAAGAUAUAACAAGUGAACGGAAUGAGGAGAUAACUUGUGAUCUUACUUGUAAAAUUAUAGCCAUUACAUUGCUUGUUUUGACAUUGCUAUUUUUAUUGGGAGUUUUAAAGGCGAUCUUAGGAAUCUUUAUUCAGAGCAUUGGUCGGUGUGGAUUUGACACAGUUCAACCGGGCAGGAAUUAUGAUUGCACCUCCUCGAUAAGAAUAUUUUUAGUCAACUGUUUCUUUUUCAUAAUAUUUCCCUUUGCAUGCUGGUGUAAGUUCUUCCGACCCAAGGAAAAAGACCUAAGAGACGCUAGCUACGAUUGGGAUUGUACCUCUGAAUCUGGAGAUAGCCCUGAUUGUUCUUGUGAUAAAAAGGAGUCGAGUUCAAGUUGUCGUCUCCAUGGUGGCCAAGAUAAAACACUACACAAUAAUUUAGUUCUCGCCUUUGCUCCACUCCAUGAAAACGGAUUAUUUAAAGAUGAAAAAUCAGAUGACGAGCAGAGUCAUCUGUUCAUUUUAGAAGUUUUGGAGGAAAGCAAGCAUUCACUGACUAAAAUGAUGAGUCAAGCUCCAGAAUCCGCCCACAAUAUUAGGCAAAGUAUGGAAAGUGACGCCGAUGCUAUAGCAGCCGAUGAGUUAGUGGAAAGUCUUAAAAACUCACAGGUUGCUUAUAGGACAAUGAAUUCGCCAGUUGGCGGAGUAAUCGACAUCCCGGAAAACCACCAAUAUUGUAUUAAGGGUUUCUUUUUACCAAUUGCAAACUCGACCUAUGAAUUUAUGAGCUAUAUUCCAUUAUCUCAGUUCGUAGGAAUCUCAGAAGAGAACGAGGUUAGGAGACUACCAAAACCUCAAUAUAUCCACUCAAAUGAAUUCUCUAAGAUAUAUGCUGAUAAAAUGGAGGUCCAUAAAUCAGCUGACCUCUCAGUGGUUCCUCCAUUAAAUGUUCCUUGCAUUAACAUCGACCAUUGCACCCAAUUGGAGAACUCGUUUGUAAAACUCGCAACGCAACAGGAACAAAUAAAAGCUAAUCAGUCUUAA
This is a messenger RNA of Drosophila subpulchrella, 4615 nucleotides long. RefSeq lists its product as uncharacterized. Bases 5 to 4615 code for a protein of 1536 amino acids. The record is from RefSeq and is a predicted model, not a curated record. NCBI's taxonomy places the organism in Eukaryota, Metazoa, Arthropoda, Insecta, Diptera, Drosophilidae. The transcript has 15 exons.